GCAAGGCGCAGGCGCGCGGCUCCCGGUGGCACUCGAGACACCAGCUGCAGGACGCGGCGGACCGCUGAGGUGCGGACCUGGGCUGAUGGAGCCGCCGAAGGUGGAAAAGUUCAGCACCGCCAAUAGGGGAAACGGGCUGCGCGCCUUGGCGCAGCUGCGCCCAGGAGAGCUGCUCUUCCGCUCGGAUCCCUUGGCGUACACGGUGUGCAAGGGGAGUCGUGGCGUCGUCUGCGACCGCUGCCUCCUAGGGAAGGAAAAGCUGAUGCGGUGUUCUCAAUGCCGAGUUGCAAAAUACUGUAGUGCUAAGUGUCAGAAAAAAGGUUGGCCAGACCACAAGUGGGAAUGCAAAUGCCUUAAAAGCUGCAAACCCAGGUAUCCCCCGGAUUCUGUUCGACUGCUUGGCAGAGUUGUUUUCAAACUUAUGGAAGAAACACCGUCUGAAUCGGAGAAACUUUACUCAUUUUAUGAUCUGGAGUCAAAUAUUAACAAAAUGACUGAAGAUAAGAAAGAGGGCCUCAGGCAACUUGUAAUGACAUUUCAACAUUUCAUGAGAGAAGAAAUCCAGGAUGCUUCUCAGCUGCCACCUUCCUUUGACAUUUUUGAAGCUUUCGCAAAAGUUAAAGCAACAUUAACCUAUGGCUCCUAUACUUCCUUGUAA
Leptonychotes weddellii (Weddell seal) is the source of this 658-nucleotide messenger RNA. The record is from RefSeq and is a predicted model, not a curated record. NCBI's taxonomy places the organism in Eukaryota, Metazoa, Chordata, Mammalia, Carnivora, Phocidae.